CGAGCUGUGAAUCAACAGUUAAAAGCCUGACUCAUCAUCGUACCCUUUGUAUAUCAAUACGAGUCAUAGCAGCUAGAAUGUAUUCUUCAAGGAUCCUAUUUAUUCAGCAACAGUAAAAAACUCCUGAUAGUGAUUUUUUUUGCGGGUCGCUCCGUUACCGACGUGGGCAGGUUGACAUUGAAUACUGAAUCUUUUUAAACUUAAAGAAGCCUGGGCAGUAGGUGUCUCCAGGCGGAUUCUGGCACUUGGGUUGUGGAUGGUAUGUUUUUGAUUUAUUUAAAGAAUGACCAAUGUCCAAAUCUCAGUAAUUACGAUGACGAUAUUUAUAUGGUUACACUGAGCAGACCCAUAACCUAGGUGUCCUUGUGAGUAUUUGGACUGGAGGUGUGUGCAGCCUAUUUGGAUAGGGGGUGUGUCUGUAUGAGCACAUGUGCAAUGCUUUCUUGUGUGUAAGCCCUAUUAUGCUAAUGUGUGUGUCUGUUUCCCUAUGUAAAUCUAAAAUUUAGGAGUUUAAAGGGGCACCGCAUUGAUUUUACACAUCAGCAUCAGUUUACUCAUCACAGCGAGUACAACUCAGUCUGUGAAAACAGCUGUAAAAUGUUUUCUGUGGCUCUGGAGGGAGCUUGGAAAAAUAACCCUGAUAAUGUCAUCAUCUCGGUUUGGGCUUGGAGACAAAUAUAUUGACAGAAAGCCUGCGUUACAAACGGUGUACAUCGACGUUUACCAGGCAGCGAUGCUUUAAGAAAACAUCCUAGUGUAAUUUUUGGAACAUGACCCAUACAGGCCACGAAAAAGUCUGCCAUCGAUUUUGAAUGUCUCUCAGAAGCAAUAAUAAAUUGCCGGAAUAUCCCUAUAAUGUCUCUAAUGUCUCUGGUCUUAUGUCAUGUUUUGUUUGACUGUCCCCUGUCAUGUUGACUUAAAGUCUCUCAACUGUGUAUGUGCAUACUGUAUGUGAGUCUACGUGCGUGUGUAUGGCUCCAUGUGUGCUUCUGCCUGUGUGUUACGGCGAUAGGAAACAGUGUUGUCAUUCUACGUCAAUGGAGAAUAACAUUACAGUAAUCUUCAUUCCUUAAUUACCCAUUCAGUUCAGGAAAUAUUCCAAUAGCUGGACAUGCGUCUCCGUAUUGCAAUUGCCCUGGCAUAAUAGUUUCCACUAAGGCAGUCUUGAGAACCCCCAUCACACUCCCAUACCUCACACACUCUUUUGCCCAACAAAAAUGAGGAGGGGGUCUCUGUCUCUUACAGAAAUUAUCACUGGAUUAUGCUCACAGCUCUGUUGCACGGUUAUCUGAGCAGCUCCACAUCACCCAGCUGGGGUGCUUAAGCGAUUUCAUUGUUCACCAAAGUUUGAGAGAUUGUGUGUUUUGUCAUUUUGUGGCUCAGUGUAAUGGAAACCCAUUGUCCAAUCCCACCAGGAAAAAUUCAGAGUGGAAGAGACAGCAGCCCUCUGAUUUGGUUCUCAGGAAGUCAGUGGCGAGUAGCCCUUAGCCUCCCCAUUUAUGUCUAAGUGACUGAUGGAACAGAAAAAGCACAGCUCCGUCAUGUUUAAACAACAGAUUCCAUUGUAGUAUAUUCAAGAUAAAUGUCAUAACUGGUAUGCAGUGUGUACUAGCAACACUUCCUUUCUCUGUCAGCACAUGGAGCAGCAGGAAGUCUGCUGAGUUAUGGGUCGUUUUCGUGUGAAAGGGGGCAGAGAGAAGGCCAACAGUUUAAAAUACUAAGUCAGGUUCUGUAGAAAUACAAUUUCAUUGGAAUUGUUUAUGUAACUUUUGUAGAUUUAACAGAUUUGUUUAAAUAUGAAAAAGGUGCGGUCCAGGCUUGACUUAUGUAUGGUUUGAUUUGAUUGAUGAUUUUAUCUUUGUUAUCUUUACAUAAUUAAAUGAAAAGGCCUUGAGGGAGGAUGGUUAUUUCAUAACCUUGUUGUUUCUUCAUAUCCUUUGUAGUUGGAUUUCUUCCCCCAGUUAAAAAUGUCAGAAUCUGAAUAUGCAUUUUUUAUUAAGUUUUGUUUUUUUAACACUGUGGAGUCCUCUCUCAGUAUAUGUGACUGGUGGCUUCAAGUCUCUACAUCACACUUUUGGAAGUUGAAUAUUGGACCAGGAUUUGCUUCUUACUUGAAACAAUUUCAAAUAAUUAUGACAUAUUCUGCCAGCAGUCCACCUAUGUCUGUGAUCUUGUGUAUACAACCACAUGGCUGUAGUAUAUCUCAUAUAAGUGUCUUUGGUGAUGUUCAGGAUAUUUUUCAAUAUACACUUCAAUAUGAUUGCAGCGAGCUCUGUGCUGUGAUAUGGCAAGAUUACACUAGAUGUGUUUUGCAUCCCUGUGCAGGAAAAUGUAUAAGGCAACGCUAAUAUCUGCUGCAUUGUCACGUUUCAGAAAGGUGCAGUAAAUAAGAUAUUCUUCUUAACACACCACUGCCAGUUAAGAAGUUGCUAGUUAGAACUAGUAGAUCCUGUGCAAUCAAAUGUAUUUGUGUGUUGGUAAAAACAAGAAAUAAUUUUCCUCAUUUUGCAUUCUUGACCACUUUAAAGGACACACGUGCUUGUGUCAGCUAGUUAUCAUGUAUCCUUCACUUGUGUUAACAUGCAGUAUGCACAUCUUGCACUGAAUGUGUAAAGAGCUUCAAUAGUGGAGGAAAAUGGCAAGAAAGUAAAGUGGUGAAGCUAACUGUAUAGCACACAAAACCUGUUGAACUUUGAGUAAGUCGCUAGUCUCUUCUUAGUAUCAAAUGUGAUAUGUUUUUGAGAUAAACUCCAAUCAGCUGUUGUGGUGUGAACCUGAGCGGCUGGAGGGGUAGAGAGCAAGACAAGCAAUAUAGUUUGCUGACUGGUGAUAAGUUAGAGGCUGUAAAGAUAUGUCACAAUAUCACAUUUUAAUGUCAAACACAACCUGUUCUAGAUGUUAAAAUGUGAUGCGAGGAAGCAAAGUAAGACAACACAGUAAUCUUAGUGAAAAAUGGUUAACAUUCACAUACCAAUCUCUUACCAUAAAAAUCAGGGGAGGAUGUCAAAAAAUGUAAUUACCAGCCAUAAUUGUGUGGAAACCUGUCUGUUGUUUCUGUGUAAAUUAAUUAUAGCAAAGACAUGUUCUAGGGAAAAUUCUCUCUCUGAUACUCUCACAAUAUCAUCAAUCUGUGAAGCGCAGUGCAUUCCAGGAGUUAUUGAAUGAUAAAGUGUUGUAAUUAGCUUUUUUUUGGUAGGCCGUUUCGCUCAACAUGCGUUGUCUAGUUUCAGAUACUCCCUGUACAAAUACGGCACUUAGAGGAUAGUGAUGGAGAUAUUUUAUAAUUUCUUAUUGUCAACAAAUCCUGAAAAGACCAAAAACCAACAAAGAAAAUGAAAAUGAAAAAGCACAAACUGUCACAAAGCAGCUUGGCAUUAGCAACAGGAGUAAAUGGUGCAUUUGUUUUAAACCACUUUCAGAUGCGGAUUUGUACACAUUCGGUGUAUUUUAGUGUUUUAUGGCAGCAUGGCAGUGUAUGUUUCACCUACCUACUAGUAUCUAUAGUAUCUAUUUUCCUGUUAACUGCAAAGCAUUUCUCAGAAUGCUUUUUGACAGCUCCAAGGUCCAUUUAAAAUGUUGCUUUCACUCAGUUGUGGGCGUAGGUGCACAUAAAUAGCCCAAAUGAUAGUACAUGAUGAUAAAUGUUAGUCUUUUCCAUUACUGUUGAAUGUAGUCAUCUUUUAGCUGAAAAAAAAAUCCAUCCCAUUUGUAGCUGCUAUCGAAAUGCCUCAAAAUACAACCUGUUCCAUCUAUAAGCAUCAAUUUUAUCAUUUCAUCUCAUCAUUUCAUCACUUUAUUUUCCGUGGUAAUGAGAUUCAUAAAUGUGCCAAACCGCUUCGAGUUAAAUAUGCUCUGUGCACCUGUGUAAUCAUGCAUGACUGUGUCACUUUAGACGACCAGGAACUCAUCAUGAGUCCAAUCAUACCAGACAAAUAAGAGGUGCGGCUUUUGGUGCCGCUUUAUCCGCAGCUGGGGGAUCGUGUCUGCUUUCACUCAUUUCUUUUAUAGCCGCACAAUGUACCAGCCAGGUGUGUCUACAGUAUGAGGGCUUUCCUUCAUCUAAAGUAACCCAAAUUCCUCAGCAUGGAGAGAAAGGAGAAAAGAGAGGGUCUUUUCUUGGGCCACGUCCAUCCAUGAUGAGGAAUGAUGGAAAAAAAGGAGAGGUCUGGGUGGGGGCAGGUGUUAGUGUCGGGAGGAGGGUGGUGGUGGUUGGCGAUCCUGGCUGGAGUGGAAAAAGGAAUGUGGGGCUCUUGGAAUGUCCUGGAAUGUUUAGAGCAGUUGGGGAUAAUUGAGUGAAUUUGGAACAAGAAAAGACAAACUGAGGUCCCGCGGUGGAAGAAUGUGCUUCUGGGACGUCUGAAGAAACAUUCCAUCCAUUCAGACAGCUUCACCGGGCCCAGAACCUUCCUUAGAUGGCACCAUAGGGAAUAUAACGCCCUCCCUUCCUCCUCCCAUGCACACACACUUACCAGCACUUCUCUUCCUUUCACACUCUUCUCACACUGCAGGACAAGCAGAGAUCCUCCUUGAUAUAUAUUCCUUGCCCUUGAAGUUUGUGUACAUUAUUUCAUAAAGUCUGCCAAAAGUGAACAUAUGUCUCCAAAUUCUCCGGUUCAAGAAUAGAAAUGUGCUCUUAUAGUCUUAUGUUUAUAAUUAUUGAAACGUAUUUUAACAAAAGCAUGGGAAUCAAGUGGGGCGUACAUUUCUUACUCUGCUGUCUUUAUGUUUAUAGCUUUAUGAAGAUCCAGAUAUGAUAACAUCCUUGUCGUUUGCGGUAAAGAUCUUUCAUUUCUCCCAUUUUUUAGGAACAGUUUCCCUCUUUUUCCACUGGGAAACCUUAGUUGUCCCAUUACAAGUAUAUCAUUUACUAUGUCCAUUCAUUGUUUAAGUGUAGAAGGUUUCCAACGGUUUUAGGUUAUUGCCUUUUUGCAGGCAAAUAGUUGGAGCCGACAUUGAUUAGUGUUGCUCCUUUUGUUGUCAAACCAAGAUGGAACCCAAAUAUAUAUAACCUAUAUAUACUUCAGAUGUCAUAUAUAAUCUUUUCACAUGACCAGAAGAUUUUCCUAUAUAUAAAUCUAUAAUUUUAUGUUUUUUAUAUAUCCCUGUACAUAUGCACAUUACUGCUUUUUGCACUUUGGAUUUCAGCAACUCAUAGUAACCUAAUUCUAGAAAGUGUCUCAAUAUAUGUAGCUAAUCUUUUGGAGGAAUAUUACAGUGGUCCAAAUACAGACAACACUUAAGCUUACAGUCACUAUUGAUUCUAGGGCUGCAACUGAAGAAUACCUUUUAAUAAAUCAACCAAUUGUUUGAUCUAAAAAAGUGUUUAAAACCCAAUGUGAGGUCUUCAGAUUAGUUGCUCUGUCUAAAACCCAAAGAUAUUCAGUUUAUUAUCACAUAAGCCAAAGAAAUGGAGACGUUACAAGGUAGUGUUUUUUAUUUUUGCUUGAAAAAUGACUGAAUUUAUUAAUUGAUUAUCAAAAUAAUUGUUUAAUGAUUCAUUUCUUGUUGUUCAACUUACUGAUAAAUCGAUUCACAGUGAUUAAAUGCAGGCUAUAGCAUGGAUUCCUGUUGCUCGCCAUUAAUAAACGAUCCAGUCACUGAGACAUUUUGUGAUAAGUUCACACUAAAUAGAUUAUCAGUUAAGGGAUGUUAAAUCAUACUUAUGUUCCACCCACAGUGUGUCAAAAAUAGCAUUGGGUUUAUUCUCAUGGAAACAUGAAGCUAUUUGAUUGAACUGAUAACUGAUAUUAAGAGUGAACUUAUAAAGCCAAAGUGGAUUGAGCAUUUAUUAAUGGAGUCCAUGAUACAUUCUGCAUUAAAUCACUGAGUCAUGCAGUAGUUGUGCUUCAGUUAAGCCUUACUUAAGUAUAUGAUUUGAACCCCUUAUUAUAAAGUGUAAGUAGAGAAAUAUGCAGUGUGCUAUGGAGACAUAACUGCACACCCUGUUGAUUUCUCUCGUUAUUUAAAGAGCCUGUAAGAGUUUGACUCGCAGGCUCUACUCUGUUGAUGUAGUGUGAAAUCGAUGGAGCCAUAGGUUCAGUGCGGUUCAGUGCGGUUCAGUGCGUUUCGGACUGUCACUUGUUGGGGCUGAACGCCUCACUGACGGCUGACAGACUCGCAGGCUACACGUGAUGGUCGGUGCGCGUCACCGAAGCGCCGUCGCUCGCCUGGAGACCGGAGCAGGGCUGACUGACAGUGUAUGCAGCAGGCGACUGUAAAUAAAGAAUACAAAGCCAACAAACUAACAGGGAACACACAAGCAAGGCAGGCAGCAUCGGGUUAACUGAUAGCAGUUUCUCUCAUUCAUUCGCUGAGUUGUCUGUUGGGGUGUUUUUCGGUCCUUUUUUUUUUUUUUUUUUUCAGAUUUGAGCGUGCCAAGUGAAGGGAGAGCAAAACAUGGCUGGUUUAAUGGCAGGUUUUGGUCACUACACCCACGCCGUCGUCCGGGGAAUCCCCGCGUCCCUGGCCAAAACGGAGUUAAUGAAAGGAGCUCUGAAGGAUUUGAAUCUGAACAUUGUGGAAAUGGCCGACGAGAACGCCACAUUGGAUGGAGGAGAUGUGCUUUUUACAGGUCGAGAGUUUUUUGUGGGGCUUUCCAAACGGACCAAUCAGAGAGGAGCAGAGAUCCUAGCAGAUGCAUUUAAGGACUACGCCGUGUCGACCGUGCCUGUGCUGGAAGGGCUGCACCUGAAGAGCUUCUGCAGUAUGGGAGGACCAGGCCUUAUUGUCAUCGGCUCCAGUGAACCAGCACAGAAAGCCCUCAAAAUCAUGCAGCAAAUGAGUGACCAUCGCUAUGACAAACUGACGGUACCUGAUGACCUCGCUGCCAACUGCAUCUACAUGAACCUACCUAAUAAGGGACAUGUGCUUCUGCACUGCACAGCAGAGCAGUUUCCAGAGAGUGCAAAGGUGUUCGAGAAGUUGAAAGACCACAUGCUAAUCCCUGUGUCCAACAUGGAGAAGGUCAAAGUGGACGGAGCCCUCACAUGCUGCUCUGUACUCAUCAACAAGAAGGCCAACAUCUGAGCGUGCCCACCAGGGGGUCUCUCAGUGCAUGGUACCAAGCGGAGCCUGUAUCCGAUCACCAAGGAUCCCAAUGAUUAGCAAAACUAUCUUUGUACUUGGAGGAAGGACAGGCAAGUUUGUUGUUGCUGAGGGACAAAGAAAAUAUAAAUCUGAGGGAGUCAUCUGGUCUCCCUUUCCCCCAAAAACACUCAAAUUACAUUAAAACACUCAAAUUACAUUAAAAGGUCUUUUAAGAGUGUUAAUAGUUCAGUUGACAUAAAACACAAUUAGUUAAAAAUUAUCUUUGUCUCUAAAAUAAUUAGGAUAAUACAUUAAAACUAGUGUUACUUUUCUCUUGAUUUGGGUAUAUUCUAAUAUUUUCUACAAAAAUCUGAAAUCAAAGCAAAAUAUUUUGCAGUUUAGAUAAGGGGUCAAAAAUUCAACCCAUGUCAAGCCAUAUAUGAUUUUUUGACAGUAUUUCUUUCUUAGUAACUAGUCUAUAAACGAUAAAAAAAGAAUUCAGAUUAAUAACAAUUACUAAAAAAAGAAGAUCUGAUCCCAAAUCAGAGAAGUAGAGCCAUGUUGAGCCACCCCCCACCCAACUACCGCUCAUGUGUAGACCAAUCCUCGCUUACUGUUCGAUGUUUACAACCCUUUAGAACCACGCAGAACAGAUCACUGGACAAACAAAACCAGAUAGAUCUGUUUGAGAAUUUUUGUUGCCAUUGAAAAGUAGUCUAACCAACACUUCACUGCAGGUUUAUGAAUUAUAUAACUAACACAUGAUGCAAACAGUUGGUUUAUACUGUUUACAUGCAUCAUUUUAACUGUGAUUUAAUUUUGUGUGUAUUUGGUUAUAUAAUGCAAUUGCGAUUCAGUUUGUAAUUUACUUUUCAAGAACUGCCUUUUGGUGCAAGAUGGAGGACAAAAAUCCUGCUACUGCUGUAAAUCUCACUGUCAGAAUUGCUAUUUAGCAGUUUUUAACUGGUAUUUUAAAUUCCUGCGGUUUCUUUACAGUUGGUGCUGAGUAAAUUUCAUCACUGUGCAUAAUUUCAAAACCACUGACACACUAUUGUGUACUUUAUUGAAAUGCAUGACUGUGAAUUUUAGGUUGUUUUGUCACUCUGAAAAUACAGUUCUUGUAAAGCCUUCUUUAGAUACGAGCUUUUGGUAUGAUCGCAGUGUCAUAAUUAUUUGUUUUUGUGAUUGAUAUUGAAAUUACUGCCAUUGAGACCUGAGGUGCUCCUGCUUUUCAUGACUGUUUCUUGCUAAUCAUUGCUAUUGAUCGUGCAGUACUGGAUACAAUUCUUGACUGAUUUCAAUAAUUGCCACCAGCUAAAAGUAGCCUAUUAAUUUAUUCUACAAGGACCAUGGCCAUUUUGUGUAAGCAAUUUUGUUUAGAUCUGUGUGGAGAUGCAAAUCUGUUCCAACUCUACAGAGGACAAAUAACAGCUGCCCGUUGGGAAAAGUACUGGAUGUUUUCAUUAUUAUAAGAUGAACUAAGCAUUCAUUUAUUCCAACAUAACACCUCUUCUCCUUUUAAUGUACAAUGCCUGUAUGGAAAACCAAUGAGGUCACUCCUGCUGAAUGAUUCUGAAGGCACUGUAGUUUUCACACACCAUUGGUUCUGCCUGUGUUGUUGAUUACACCCGUUCUCUUGUUUUUUUUCCUGUCUGGUCGUUUUUACUCCAAAACUGACUGUAAACAUGCUGUGAAGCUGAUGUCUGUUCCACUAAA
Molecule: messenger RNA, 8742 nt
Organism: Morone saxatilis (striped sea-bass)
Lineage: Eukaryota; Metazoa; Chordata; Actinopteri; Moronidae
Gene: ddah1
Product: dimethylarginine dimethylaminohydrolase 1
Biological process (GO): arginine metabolic process; positive regulation of nitric oxide biosynthetic process
Molecular function (GO): amino acid binding; dimethylargininase activity
Source: RefSeq, a predicted model, not a curated record